AUGGCCAUCGUCAAGAGCUCCGCCGCGUCCGCGAUGGCCCUCUUCAUUGUCGUUGCCGCUGUCUGCUUCAGUCCAGCCGUGGCGGUUAAAAGCAGGGACAAAGAAUUGCACGAGUGCCUACGGGGAAUCAAUGAUGACUGCGGGGUCAUCAUCGCCACGUGGUUGAUGUUCAAUGAGGCUCUGCCUCCCAGUGUCGGGUGCUGCACGUGGCUCAUUGACAUGGGGAAGCAGUGCCACGAUGAUCUCGUGGAUGCGCUCAUUGAGAUCAACAAGUACAAGGGCUCGCCCGAGGACGUGAAAGACAGGGCCAAUGAGCUGUGGCAGUUCUGCAUCUUCGAGACGAAUCAUGACCAGCCCCACGCACCUCUCAUGGCCCCGGCCCCGGCCCCGGCUCACGGCGCUCAGUAA
This is a messenger RNA of Punica granatum (pomegranate), 408 nucleotides long. The record is from RefSeq and is a predicted model, not a curated record. Lineage: Eukaryota; Viridiplantae; Streptophyta; Magnoliopsida; Myrtales; Lythraceae.